Messenger RNA from Podarcis raffonei (Aeolian wall lizard), 2678 nucleotides. It is a transcript of the gene CDKN2C, whose product is annotated as cyclin dependent kinase inhibitor 2C. The transcript has 2 exons. Bases 444 to 1115 code for a protein of 223 amino acids. Lineage: Eukaryota; Metazoa; Chordata; Lepidosauria; Squamata; Lacertidae. The record is from RefSeq and is a predicted model, not a curated record. Gene Ontology annotation, biological process: regulation of cyclin-dependent protein serine/threonine kinase activity; negative regulation of cell population proliferation. Gene Ontology annotation, cellular component: nucleus. Gene Ontology annotation, molecular function: cyclin-dependent protein serine/threonine kinase inhibitor activity; protein kinase binding.
AGAAGAAGAAGAAGAAAGAAGAAGGAGACCGAGAAGCGGGGAAGCAGCAGCAGCAAGAGGAAGAGCCGGCUUCCCAGGGCUGCGACCGGCGAAGGGCUCCUGCAGAGGGGGCUGCUUGCUUGCAAAGAGCCGGGCGAAGAGUGGCGACCCCGGCAGGCGCUUUUUGCAGGAAGCUGCCUUUGCCUCUCCGCAGCCUUUUCUAGAGCUAUGCGAGGCAAAGGCUCCUGUCAAAGAAGCGGCGGCAGCUCCUGAACCGCCGCCCCCCCCCGGCACCUCUCUCUCCCUCGCUGCCGCCCGCUGUUGAAUGAAGGCGGGGAAACCAGCAGCAAAGCGACGCCAGGAGAGAGGCGCGGACGCUCCAGAGAAACGGCGGCGACUCCUCUCCCGCGCGCGCCUGUGCACAGGCUGGAGAUCGCUGGCGACUGCCGAGCUCCGCCCGAAGCAUGCCGCCGCCGUGUCCACGGAGCCCCCGUCGCCCUUGGUCGGGUGGCGUGGAGCGGGGGGACUCCUGCGCUUCCAGCAACCUCGGGGAAGGGAGGCAGGGAGGGAGGGCAGCCGAUCUGGCAGCUCCGGCUGCGGUUAACUCCUUCGCUGCCGCUGCUUGGAGGAAAGGAAGGUCCUGGGGGCUGGUUUGUGCGACCCCCGCGAGACUACAAGGGGAGGUUCUUCGGCGGAAAGGAGCGCGCGUCGGAUCUCGGGCGUCCCCGCUGGAAAGAACGGUGAUGAAGCUGGGCAACCCGGAGAUCGCUCGGCAGCUGCUUCGGCGGGGCGCCGACCCGGACCUGAAGGACCGCACCGGCUUCGCCGUCUUGCACGACGCGGCGCGCGCGGGCUUCCUGGACACGCUGCAGACUUUGCUGGAGUUCAAUGCGAACGUGAACGUGGAGGACGCCGAGGGCAACCUGCCCUUGCACUUGGCCGCGCAGGAGGGCCACCUGCCCGUCGUGGCCUUCCUUCUGGAGCGCACGGCCAGCCGCGUGGGGCACCGCAACAGGAAGGGCGACACCGCCUACGACCUGGCUCAGCUCUACAGGAGGAGCGCCGUCGCCAAGCUGCUGGAGGGCCGCGCAGGAGGCAGCGGGCGGACGGAGGGCGCCGACGGCAGCGGGGACUGAAGCCCCUGGCCGCGCCUGGCUCGCUCGGACUCCGGCAGAAGGAGGGAGAGCUUCUGCCUUCCCUGCCCACCCUCUCCCGCCCCUUCUCCCCCUGUCCCGUCUCUCCAUCUUAACCAAACCACACCAGUAAAUAUUGUAGGUCUCUUUCCAUUGCAGACGUGGGGGUGAUUUUCUUUCUUUCUCUGGAAGAAGAAGAAAUAUCACGCCAGUAGCAGCAGCUUUUCUCAAAGGCGGGAGAAUAAAACCAGCCUGACAGCCGGUGGCUUUCUCUCUCUCUUUCUGUCUCUCUCUCGCUCUGUGCCUCUGUCUCUCUUAAUUCUUUUUUUACUCGGUUUAUUCCGUCCCUUAAAAAAAAAAACAACCUCCCCUGCCAACACAACUUGCAUAAGGACCUUCUUUAUGUUUGCAGAUGACUUUCCUCUUUCUUCUUCUUUUAAAGAUCUUUGAAAGUUUACUGUGAUUUCUCCUCCCCUCCCCUGAAUAUCAUCUUGCCUAACAAAAGUUAAAAGAAUAUGAAAAAAACACAUGAAGGAGUGUGUGACAUGAUGUGAAAAGGGCUUCUUUGCCCAAAAGGGGGAAGUAAGAGGGAGGGGAAUAAGAACUUUGGUUGUGUUUAGAUACAUCUAGAUACUUAACUAGAUGGUGACACUAACAAAAGCUUUUAAUUUUGUAUUUCUUGCGAUUGUGGCUGCCAUCCUAAACCAUUUGCAGUGCAAUCCUAUAUGUGUGUAUUCAGAAGGAAGUCCCACUGAGUUCAAUGGGGCCAAAUCCUGGAUUGCAGCCUUGAUUUGAAGAAAGUGAUGUUGAAAUCAUUGGGAUUUACUUCAGAGUAAACGUGUUUAGGAUUGAGGUUUAGUGGGUUAACAGAGUGUGUCUGUGCUGGGGCAGGGGAGGGAGAGAAGCAAAACGUGUCUGGGUGUUUGUUUUAAUGUCGAAGGUUCAGAAAUUCAUCAGGAAAAAAGUAUUUGCUUUUUAUAGGUUUGUUUAUAAAGAUCAGUUUUCCCCUCGCUGAAUUUCACAUGAAUAAGGUUUUACCAAUUUGCUUUUCACAAAAUGAUAUUAUGACCACAAACACAGCAGUUUCGAAAACUGACCUUGCAAUAUGGAGAUUAAUUCAUAAGAUUAACUUGUGUUUACUGCCUUUUGGGGAGUGCUCCAAGAACGAGUCUUGUUUGGUUGAACACCAUUUACUCCAGAUAGUUCCAUUUGUUCUCACAUAAUGAAGCCAGAACAAGAAUGUCUUGUUAUGGGUUAAGAUUUGAAAACCGAGGUCAAAGCCUGCUUUUAGAAAGUCAAUGAAUCAUCUUAAACGUCAUUAUAUUGAAUAAAAGCUGAAGGAUUUAAAACAUAUUUUAAAAGCAAAAAUGAGAAGGGGGGAAGUGAUUUAAAAUGGACAGUUUGAGUUCUGGUUUUUAAGCUUUCCAGUAGAAAAAAAGGAAGGGUGUUAAAAACAUUUAUUUUGCAUAGGAAUAAACUACAAAAUCUAUAAGAGUUUUAUCACAUAUUUAAAAUGCUCUCACUUCUGAUACUGCUUUCUGAUUAAAAGCCUCAAUGUGUUGCGAA